AUGCUUAUUUAUGAAUGUGAGAACUGUUCACACCAUUUCAACACCCAGUGUGCCUGUGAACAGCAUAUGAACAACACAGAUCACUGGUUGCCAGAGUUUGAGUGCGAGACAUGUUCACAUCCAUUCAAAACUCAGCGUGCUUGUGAACAGCACAUGGAUGCUCUUGGGCAUCAAGAACCCAAGGUCCCAUGCGAUCAUCUUAACUCCAGAAUCCACCGCGGUGCCAGUGUCCCCUGCCAUUUCUGCGGCAAGAAGUACACUUCAGCAAGCAGCGUUACUCAUCACCUUGAACUGGGUUCUUGUCGCUGCGCCAAAGGGGUGAAUCAUACUUCCAUCCUCCAUGCUAUACAACAACGUGACCCACAUCACAUCAUUACCGACAAACAGAUUGAAUGGUACAAGGAGGAUGUGUCAAAAUACCUAGCCACAGACCUCGCAUACAAUGGUUUCUUCUGGGAGUGCUAUCUAUGUCACGCCGAAUUUGGGACAAAAGGUGCUCUGAAUGCGCAUAUCAACUCGCCCGCGCACAGUCAGAGGAUCUCUGCCCAUGAAAAUCUGCUCGCAACACCAAAGUGUACCAACAUGAUUGAUCCCGCAGAUAUUUACGCGAUUCUUUUAUUGGCGGAGCAGGUCUAG
This is a messenger RNA of Coccidioides immitis RS, 636 nucleotides long. RefSeq lists its product as uncharacterized. The record is from RefSeq and is a predicted model, not a curated record. The coding region runs from base 1 to 636 and encodes 211 amino acids. Lineage: Eukaryota; Fungi; Ascomycota; Eurotiomycetes; Onygenales; Onygenaceae. The transcript has 3 exons.